AUGGUUGGCCAGUUUGUCGUUGGCCCAACACCACCUCCACCUGCUCGCUGUCGUUUUGCUCAGCCACCUCUCCCCUCCUUCUCUCCGUCAUUCACCCGAUGCCCGCUUAUUGCUGUGCAUUACUUCGUGUGCCGCCACAUAGAAGCACGUCUCUUGAACAACGCAGCUGCUGUCAUCACACACGCCACAAACGCGAUGUCAGCGUCUUCCCGGGCAGCGAAGCUGCAAACACCGCCACAACAGCAGCAGGUGCACUACAUCUCUGAUAACGUGUACUCACUCGGAACUCUUAGUUGCGCCGUCUGUGGCCAGACCUUCCCGAUUCACACGAACGCGUGCCAGCGCAGCACCUGCGGCUGGUGCGGCACUCUACACGAGCCCGGCACGCACUCGGCGCUUCAGCAGCAUCAUCGCGCCAUGCGCCGGACAGGCGAUAGUGUCAAAAUGAGUAGCAAGGUGUGCUCCCUGGACACCAGUGCUGCUCUCUUCUUCACAGAGAAGGAAGUCACCGCUGCAGUGGAAUACAUUCGCCAGACGCUCGGUGACACGUCGCCCUUUGGAACAGCGCCCGGCGCCGCUGGUGGAGCCAAGCGUGCCGGCAUCACCGAGGUGGAUAAUCGCAUUAUUGAGGAAGCCUUCUGCGAGAUGUGCGGUGUCCACCGCCCCUGCAAGACGUUUGCCCGGCAAACGCGUAGCGCGGAUGAGGGUCAGACAAUUUUCUUCCAGUGCACGAAGUGCAGCUCGGAGUGGCAGCAGAACUCCUAA
Leishmania major strain Friedlin is the source of this 765-nucleotide messenger RNA. RefSeq names its product transcription factor S-II-like protein. The transcript has a single exon. Gene Ontology annotation, molecular function: zinc ion binding; nucleic acid binding. The record is from RefSeq and is a predicted model, not a curated record. NCBI's taxonomy places the organism in Eukaryota, Euglenozoa, Kinetoplastea, Trypanosomatida, Trypanosomatidae. Gene Ontology annotation, biological process: DNA-templated transcription. The coding region runs from base 1 to 765 and encodes 254 amino acids.